AUGGCUUGGUUCUGCGACAUAAUAGUUCACCAAUGGAUAACUUACGCAUUGGAUUCAAAUGGAAGUUGGUGGAUUAGUUCCUCUAUGGCCGUCUUCAGGUACGGACCUUCACUCGAUGAGAGCAUCACUAGUGCGAAAUGUUGUUUGAGAGUCUUGAGUUUUGUGGAUUGCUGUGGAGAGUUUUACAUUGUUGGUUUCAAGGUUUACAAGAUGGAUGAAGAAUUAUGGAAAUGGGUACAAGUGGAGUCUUUAAGAGACAAUGCGUUUGUGAUGACUAACGAUACUUGUUUCUCGGUUUUGGCUCAUGAGUUCUAUGGAGAUCAGCAAAACUCUGUUUACUUCACCGAUGAGGAUGAGUGUGAGAUUAAGGUGUUCAAGCUAGACGAUAGUAGACUAUUAGUUGUUUCCAAAUGUUUGUUCCUAGCUUUCAUUUAA
Molecule: messenger RNA, 435 nt
Organism: Eutrema salsugineum
Lineage: Eukaryota; Viridiplantae; Streptophyta; Magnoliopsida; Brassicales; Brassicaceae
Product: probable F-box protein At1g65740
Source: RefSeq, a predicted model, not a curated record